This is a messenger RNA of Micromonas pusilla CCMP1545, 1301 nucleotides long. RefSeq lists its product as uncharacterized. Lineage: Eukaryota; Viridiplantae; Chlorophyta; Mamiellophyceae; Mamiellales; Mamiellaceae. Gene Ontology annotation, biological process: protein phosphorylation; mitotic DNA damage checkpoint signaling. The record is from RefSeq and is a predicted model, not a curated record. Bases 357 to 1301 code for a protein of 314 amino acids. Gene Ontology annotation, cellular component: nucleus; cytoplasm. Gene Ontology annotation, molecular function: ATP binding; protein serine/threonine kinase activity. The transcript is spliced from 3 exons.
GGCCACGACGGCGCGGGCACUUCGGCGAGGUGUGGCGCGCGACAGCGGCGCGCGCGGCGGCGUCCGACGCCGAGACCGACGACGCGACCGACGACGCGACCGCGACGCGGUACGUCCUGAAGCGCAUCCUCGUCGAGCGCGGGGAGGACGUCCGCCUGAGCGGCCGACGCGAGGCGCACUUUGGCGAGGCGAUUCGAGCGGCGACGCGCUCCGCGGAGGGUCGAGCGCACCCCGGCGCGGGGCACGUCGCGCGGUACGAGUCCACGUUCGAGAUCAGAGGCGGCGACGGCGGCGACGCGGCGGAGGACGAGCUCUGGCUCGUGUUCCGCGACGAGGGCGACGCGCUGUCGUCGCUGAUGUACGCGGACGGCGACGACGACGACGACGACGGCGACGGCGACGACGACGAAAAAGUCUUCUCCGCGUCUUCUCUCCGCGUCGUGCGCCCAUCGCGGUGGUGGCUCGACCGCCGCGCGUCGCCGCGCGGGCGCCGGCGGCUGCGCGAGCUCAUCAGGCAGACGAUCGCCGCGUGCGCGCUGACGCACGCGCUCGGCGUCGGGCAUCGAGACGUGAAGCCGAGCAACUUGCUCGUGUCGUCGUCGUCCGGCGGCGGCGACGGAUCCCCCGUCGACCGAGAGGAGACGCUUCGGCUCGCGGACUUUGGCUCCGCGGUCGACGCGCGGUCGCUCCGUGAGCUGUACGGCGACGACGGCCCCACCGCGGCGCAGCAGACGCCGGAGUACGCGCCGCCGGAGAGUCUGUUCGACGGCAUCCCGCUGCAUCACGGGACGUCGUCGUCGUCCGUCGCCGCGUACGACAUGUGGUCCGUGGGGGUUCUGUCCCUCGAGGUUCUCGCGUUAGGGACGCCGAAGGUGUUCGCGUCCGUCGGCCGUCGCACGCGCUCGGAGGUGGAGCGUCGGCUCCGCGGCGCGAGCGCGGAGACGAAAGAGAUCGCCGUGCGUCUCCGCGCGAUGCUCGAACUGUGCGUGUUCCCACCCGAGCGCGGCGUCGCGGUGAUGCUGUCCUGGGAGUGCACCGAGGACGCGCUGACGCGGACGAUCGCGGCGCGCGACCCUCUCGGCUUGGGGUUGCCGAGCGCGUGGGCGCUGCGUCUGAUUCGGCGGCUGCUGUCGUGGGAUCCGGGCGACCGACCGAGCGCGGAGGAGGCGCUGACGCACGCGUUCUUUCGCGACGACGACAGCGGCGACGCGAUCGGGCGGGGGUACGCGUGCGCGGAGACGGGCGCGGAGUUUGAGUUCAGGCGCGAGUGCGAGGAGCACUGCGGCCGCGCGUGCGAUUGA